AUGUCCGUAGCCUCGCCGACUGUCCUCCCCCGUGGCGCACUCUUCCCCAUUCUCCUCCCGAGACCGCCACAGCCGCAUCCUACACCGCUGCAGAAGUAUGGAAGACCAGGCCGGCUCAACAGUCGGCGGAACUUGCAGCAGGAGAUGGACGACUUGAGUGAUGAGGAAGACGAGCUCGAUGAUCUUGAAGCAGAUAUCAGGGGUAGAGGAUUCAACUUCCUUGUGCCAAUCGGACGCACGUUCACGCAACACGAGGAAAAGAACGACGCGAGUGGAGGAGAAGCUUCGAGUGAUUCGGACGGUUCUGAGCAUUCAGAUGAGGAGGAGGCGUCUGUCAUGGACGACGAGAUUGACUCCGAGGCGGAGGAAGACCUCGAUGCCGACAUGGAAGAUAUGGACGAGGAGGCGGGGAACAUAACUGGCGAGACCAUUGACACUAACGAGGAUGUUCUAGACGACUCAGACGAUGAGGAUAGUGAGGACUAUGAGGAUGAUGACUAG
Rhodofomes roseus is the source of this 501-nucleotide messenger RNA. RefSeq lists its product as uncharacterized. Bases 1 to 501 code for a protein of 166 amino acids. NCBI's taxonomy places the organism in Eukaryota, Fungi, Basidiomycota, Agaricomycetes, Polyporales, Fomitopsidaceae. The transcript is spliced from 3 exons. The record is from RefSeq and is a predicted model, not a curated record.